Molecule: messenger RNA, 471 nt
Organism: Drosophila kikkawai
Lineage: Eukaryota; Metazoa; Arthropoda; Insecta; Diptera; Drosophilidae
Product: heterogeneous nuclear ribonucleoprotein A1
Source: RefSeq, a predicted model, not a curated record
GUACUGCAGACAUCAGCCUAAACAUAAGCACCAUGAAAUUUUUCGUUGUAUUCAUUGCGCUCUUUGCCCUGGUUGCGGCGUCUCCUCAAUGGGGAUUCGAUCAAGGACAGCAGCAGCAGCAGCAGGAAAGAGGUUUUGGUGGUGGAUUUGGAGGUGGAUUCGGUGGUGAACAGCAACAGCAGCAGCAGGAAGGAGGUUUUGGUGGAUUCGGAGGUGGCUUCGGAGAACAGCAACAGCAGCAGCAAAAUGGAUUCGGUGGCUUCGGAGAACAGCAACAGCAGCAGCAAGAAGGAUUCGGUGGCUUCGGAGAUCAGCAACAGCAACAGCAAGGAGGAUGGUAAAGGAUUUCUGCGAUAAUUUCAGAAAAUACGAUAAACGAAAUUUCACCACACGAAUUUUAGACCACUUGUAUAGAUAAAUAUAUCAUAGAUAUAUAUAUUAAACUGAUUAAAAAGAUAAUUUUCACAAAAA